Molecule: messenger RNA, 1064 nt
Organism: Tarenaya hassleriana
Lineage: Eukaryota; Viridiplantae; Streptophyta; Magnoliopsida; Brassicales; Cleomaceae
Product: protein DMR6-LIKE OXYGENASE 2-like
Exons: 3
Coding region: 15-1043 (342 amino acids)
Source: RefSeq, a predicted model, not a curated record
GAAGGGGUGCAACGAUGGUUCUAGUAACAGACCUUGCCUCAGCCGUGGAUCAUGUUCCUGAAAAAUUCGUCCGACCAAUCUCCGACCGUCCAACCCUGUCGGAGGCCGACAACUCCGGCGAUUCGAUCCCUCUGAUCGAUCUCCGGGAACUCCAUGGAUCCCGUCGAACCGAUGUUGUUCUUCAGCUUGCUCAUGCAUGCCACUCUUAUGGCUUUUUCCAGAUAAAGAACCAUGGAGUUCCAGAGACAACAGUCUCCAACAUGCUAACAGUAGCGAGAGAGUUUUUCAGACAACCCGAAAGCGAGAGGCUGCGACAUUACACAGCCGACACGACGAAGACGACAAGACUCUCCACGAGUUUCAACGUUAACUCGGAGAAAGUCUCCAACUGGAGGGACUUCCUCCGUCUCCACUGCCAUCCACUCGAAGAAUUCCGCCAUGAAUGGCCCUCGAGCCCUCCUUCUUUCCGAGACACAGUUGCAGAAUACUCGACGGCCGUGAGAAAGCUCGUGCUGGAUCUGCUCGAGGCCAUUUCCGAGAGCUUAGGGCUUUCGAGCGAUGGAGUGGAGAAGAAGCUGGGCGGGCACGGACAGCAUAUGGCCAUCAACUACUAUCCGCCAUGUCCGCAGCCCGAGCUCACUUUCGGACUCCCUGGUCACACAGAUCCUAAUCUGAUCACUGUCCUCCUUCAAGAUGACGUGUCUGGUCUGCAGGUCUUUAGGAAUGGCAAGUGGGUUUCUGUCCAUCCUGUCCCUAACACCUUCAUCGUCAAUAUUGGUGAUCAGAUGCAGGUGAUAAGCAAUGACAAAUACAAGAGUGUGCUCCACAGGGCGGUGGUGAACAGCGAGAAGGAGCGUAUAUCGAUCCCUACCUUUUACUGUCCUUCACCGGAUGCCGUCGUCGGACCAGCGGAUGAGCUUAUCACCGAUCUCUCUCCUUCCGUUUACAGGAGUUUCUCCUAUUCCGAGUAUUACGACAGGUUCUGGAACAGAGGACUUGCUAACGUUACUUGCUUGGACCUGUUCAAAGCCUCUUCUCAUUAAGUUCCUGUCUCGCAACAGAAA